AUGGACGCAAAGGUUUACUUACAGUCGUAUGGGUGGCAAGAAGGAGAAGCUCUUCAGAAUGGCGGGUUGAAGAAGCCUAUUCUUGUCCAGCAUAAGAAAGACACCAAAGGGUUAGGGCACCAGACUAAAGAUGCAUCUGUUUGGUGGGAACAGCUUUUCGAUGGGACACUUAAGAAUAUGGAGGUUACUAAGGAUAAUGGGGGAGGAAUCAGUUUACUGACGAACUUUGAAUCUGUCGAUACGCAUAUGAGGAAGCUGCUAUCACCGUUAUAUCGUAUGUUUGUUCAGGGAGAAGGGUUAGCAGGAAGUGUUGGGAAGACCAGUGUUAAUGAGAAACAAAGGUUUGAUGCCAAGGGAGCGAUGAAGGUUGUUGAUGAGCUUUUUCAGGUGAAGAAGAAGGAUACCACGAAGAAAGAAAAAAGGACUAAAGAGAAGACGAAAGAAAAGGAAAAGAAAGAGAAGAAAGAGAAGAAAGAGAAGAAAGAGAAGAAAGAGAAGAAAGAGAAGAAAGAGAAGAAGCUGAAACAAGUGUCUUCGAAAUCCAAACAUGAAUUAAACAGAAACGACAAACCUCAUAAACACUCAGAUUCUAAGAAGAGGAAACGAUCCGAAGAGUCUAAACUGUCAAAGAAACAGAAAGCUACUUGA
This is a messenger RNA of Lizanozyma spartinae, 648 nucleotides long. RefSeq lists its product as uncharacterized. Lineage: Eukaryota; Fungi; Ascomycota; Pichiomycetes; Serinales; Debaryomycetaceae. The record is from RefSeq and is a predicted model, not a curated record. Bases 1 to 648 code for a protein of 215 amino acids. The transcript has a single exon.